Molecule: messenger RNA, 1224 nt
Organism: Cylicocyclus nassatus
Lineage: Eukaryota; Metazoa; Nematoda; Chromadorea; Rhabditida; Strongylidae
Source: the annotation of a GenBank genome assembly
AUGACGUGCGGUCCUAUUCAGUAUGAAGUGCCCAACAUCACAUCUUAUGUGACAAAUGUCAUGGGAAGUCGAUGUCAAUCGAAGGCAAUUUGGAUCCCGACUGUGAUCACCUAUUCAAUAAUUUUUAUCGUCGGUGCUGUCGGCAACAUAUGCACGUGCUUGGUAAUCGUUCGCAACAAAUCCAUGCAUACACAUACAAAUUUCUACCUGCUCAGCCUCGCUCUUUCCGAUCUCCUUGUCUUGUUUCUAGGUCUACCCAUGGAGACUUAUGCUAUAAUCGAUUACGUCUAUCCAUAUGAAUUUCAAGAAUGGAUAUGCAAAGGCCGAGCAUAUCUAAUUGAAUUCACUAGCUAUGCUUCGAUUCUUGUGAUCUGCUCGUUUACUGUGGAGAGAUGGCUCGCAAUUUGCCACCCCCUUCGAUCGCAAUCAUCGCCCAAAGUCUCUAGAGCCUACUUCACUGUUAUUGCGAUGUGGGCGCUGUCUGCCAUUGCUGCCUUUCCCAUUGGUGUCAUCGUUAAGAUAAACCGUCUCCCACUUCCUGCUUGGGCUCAGGACCAGCCAUGGACCAAUCUGAUCUCGAGUGACGGAUCUACACUCAUGAAAACGGAAUUCUGUGCUAUGGACAUUGCACAACAGAAGUUCCAGAAACAGAUAAUCUACUUUGCGUUUUUCGCAUUUUUCGUAAUUCCUGCCUUUCUCAUAACAAUGAUGUACUCCCACAUUGCAUUACGUAUAGCAUCGACAGAUUCGCUUCUAUGCGUGGACAAAAAGGCUGAGCGUACAAGAGCUUCUCAAAAUGUGAUCAAGAUGCUUGUGUCUGUGGUCGUCUCAUUUUUUCUGUGUUGGCUGCCGUUUCACAUUCAACGUCUACUUUCGCUGUACAUGACAUACAACGAAGGACAUGUUUCGCCAGCAAUAGAAAUUUUCUCCACUUUAAUCUUCAACAUAUCAGGAUGCUGCUACUAUUCCAACUCUGCCAUCAAUCCUGUUUUGUACAAUUUAUUCUCUGAAAGGUACAGAAAAGCGUUUUUUCGCACAAUUCUUGGCAAGCAUAUUGCGAAGAGGAUCCUACCGGAAUGGUAUCAGAAGAAAUCUGGAAUGCCCUCUAACGCAGAAUACACAUCUACUCAUAGAGCCACUAAUAAUUCUUCAAGAAGUAUGGUAGUUUCAAAGGAACGUCUGCUGAAGGCGUUAGAAUUUAAGACCAAAGCUAUACUCAUCUAA